Exophiala spinifera is the source of this 1977-nucleotide messenger RNA. RefSeq lists its product as uncharacterized. NCBI's taxonomy places the organism in Eukaryota, Fungi, Ascomycota, Eurotiomycetes, Chaetothyriales, Herpotrichiellaceae. The transcript has a single exon. The record is from RefSeq and is a predicted model, not a curated record. Bases 1 to 1977 code for a protein of 658 amino acids.
AUGAAAAGGCCCACCAGACCAAGAUCUCACGAACAGCUGGAAUUCGUGGUGAAUAGCUUAUUUUUCUGCCCAUCAUGCACGAUAUGGCGCACCGCCAGACCACUUCGAUGUGGCUUUCGAAGAGCACUCUCUACGACUCGACGAAACUCUGCGAUUCCUACCUCUCAUACUGCCGUCAAUGCGACAAAAAGUGUCCCUGCACGUUAUAAACCUCUCCACGAAGCUCUGGGGGAAGUAUGGAAGAAGGCAUCGGCGCAGGUCAACCUGAGUCGACUGCAGCUUGCACUGCAAGGGCUCGAGUCGGAAACACCAGCCACGAGGGUAGCAGUGCUAGGCUUGAACGUGCAAGACACGGCGCGGAGACUCGUGCGGUUACUACUGGCUGAUGCGCUGGAAGAUGAAGGGUCAUGGGAGAAGCACAUACUAGAUUCCACGACUGCUUUCAGCCACGGGCUGGUAAUUCGGUAUGGACAACCGCCAAACCCAAACCUUCCUCAACCCAGGACCUCGACACCAAUCCUUUACGUGCCCUCGGCUGUCUUGUUGAGGAAUAAUAUGGAAAUACUGGUCUCAACGAUACGAGGACUGGGCAAUGGCGAGCUACUACAAGGCGCCCACACGGUCACUGCGGACGCGUUCCUGUCGCCUUCAGUAGGUACGCCUACGGCAGCAAGUGGCAGGCAGGUUACGAUCAACCAGCCUGUACACAGCACGCUGCUCGUCACAAACGGGCUGGACGAGCUUUUGGCAGCUGCAGAGUUGCUUGCUUCUACGAAUUUUGUGGCUCCGGAAGACCGAAAGUCUGUCCAGUCAGUGGUGAACCUGGAGGGCAUCAAGCCGAGGGCCCCUGGACAAGUACUGAUCGUCGAUGCAACCAAGGCAGAGGAAGGCCUCGCAGCAAUCCGCCGAUCUGUAACCGAGGCGAGAACUUAUGAGCACAAAUGGAUCGACUCUGGACUUCCUUCAUUAACGACCUGGCUCACUUCUGCAUCUGCUGCUCGCUCCGAUGAACCGAUUCCAGCACCAGUGAAGACCUUGAUAAGCUCGGUUCUCACCAAUGCCACGAGGAAUCUGCAAGCGCAAGCCGCUCUAGAGCAGCGAUCCAAUGCGGCUAGGAGCAUAAACUAUGCUACAAAGGCUAAGCUAGAAAACUUGAUCGAAGAGUUUUCUCGAAAUGCGCAUCAGGAGCUCCAGUCAGGAUUAUCGUCAGCAUGGAGAUCGCGCAACUGGCGGAAACUGGCAUGGUACAAACUCUUCUGGCGAGUUGAUGAUGUCGGAUUGAUCAUUACCGAUCUCGUCACAAACGCAUGGCUGCCACGUACCGAACGGGCCGUGUAUGAAAUAUCUGGCCGCUUCUCUCAGGCAGGAAUAUCCCUGAUGGACGUCUCCCACACCGAUAAUACUUCAACCCUCCCUAAAACAGAGGAGAUAGUGGAGCCUAGCCAAGUAUUACAAGCACAAGCAGGAAUUGCGACCGAACCGGCCAUAGAACCAGUGGUGGUCAAUAGGGCGGGGAAGGCGGAGAUUGAAAUGGCGCCCAUUCCACGUCCAGUGCCUUUGUCCUCUUCGAUUUCUACCAUUCGUGCUACCCAGAUUGAUCGUGCCAUUACUAGCUUAACCAGCACGGCUCAACAGAUUGUGCUCAAGACACUGUCCCUGACUGGCCUCUCAGCUGGACUGUCUGGGUUGACAUACGUAUCCGUGGCAGGCAGCAUGUACGAGGCUGGAACCAUCGUUGCUCUCGGCACGGCAUUUGCUCUGUGGCGAAUGCAGACCGACUGGCUGAACGCCACCAAGUCUCUGGAGACAGGAUUGCACGAAGAAGGCAAGACGUUGAUCCGGAGGAUAGUUGGCAGAAUGAGAGACUUGGUCGAGCAAGGCAGCAAAAUUGUCGAGGAUGAGGUUGAGGUUCGCACUCGGAGGGAGGCCGAGGAUGCAGUGCUCAGGGCGAAGGAGGAACUCGAACGUCUGAAGUAG